Molecule: messenger RNA, 2661 nt
Organism: Microdochium trichocladiopsis
Lineage: Eukaryota; Fungi; Ascomycota; Sordariomycetes; Xylariales; Microdochiaceae
Product: raffinose synthase Sip1
Exons: 5
Coding region: 1-2661 (886 amino acids)
Source: RefSeq, a predicted model, not a curated record
AUGGCCGAGUACGACUUUGUGCCCGAAUUCCGUGCCUCACUGGCAACGAAGCAGAAGAGCUUGCCGAGCGAAACAGCUACAGACAUGGUAGUCAGACUCGCGAGUUUUCCUCCCCUAGCUCAAGCCACUGUCUCCACGAAUGAAGUUACUCGCUUCCUCGUCGUCAUCGAUGUACCGAAUGACCUUGCCGAGAAGCCAUGGGAAGUCGCCAUCUGGCACUCUUCUGGGAUACAAGAGUGGGCGGAGACACGACUGCAGCGUGAUCAAGGCGACGUGCUGCCAAGCAGUCUCUCAACAGCCACACUUUCGCACGCGCGGCUGUAUUAUCGCACGACGAUUUCCACGGACUCUAUUCGUAACUUCACGUUGAAAUUUCGCAGCCACCCGAGCGAAACAUGGCGAUGGAUUAAGAAUGAGCAAGGCUUGAGUGACGGUCUUGUCUUGCGCCAAACGCCUCCACUGCGCAACAUCACCUCCGGUGAUCUGGGGGAAAUCGUGAUUGGACUAAACCCCCAUCUUAGAGUCAAGUCAGCCAUGAGUCAGUGUCCCGGCACUCAGCUGUGGGAGAUUCAAGCAGACAUCGAAGGCGUGCUGCACGACCGCUCUUCAUCGUCGGUUGUCGAAUUUGGCAGGCCUUGGAAAACACUGCAGCGCUGGUUUGCUCUCGCCCGCCUGUGGUCGCCAUGGUUGGUGCCCAGACAUGGCAUUGACACCUUCAAUCUGGACUGCGAUGCUAUGAUGUGUGCAUUUCUCAGCGAAGAAGGACGUCACUUUGUACUGCUGGGUACAAGUGAUGUCAACAAUGUCACAACAGUCAUUCGAGGUUCAAGUUCCGGUGUGGUCGAGCUCAACCUCCGUAAUGACAACGAAGCAGCAGCGGCAGGGAUUAUCAUAGCCGUUGUUGGCAAUACGUUUGACAAUACUCUUGCUGCUGCGAUGUACCACGCCAGAAGUGUGCGAAGUCGCAUGAGCGCUCAAGAAGAACCCAUUGAUACAUCACGCGAGGUCCGACCAUUAUGGCGCGAGAGCUGGUAUGAUGGACUAGGUUUCUGCACCUGGAACGCAAUCGGCCCUGAGUUGAGUAGCGCAAAAAUCGAGAGCGCUCUGGAAAAUCUUGCGAACCAUGGGAUACAAAUAACCAACUUGAUCAUCGACGACGGUUGGCAGGAUGUGGAUAGAGUGGGACAAAGCCAGUAUCAACACGGUUGGAAUACUUUCGAUGCAGAUCCACAGUCCUUUCCUGGUGGGCUCCGAAACACGAUUUCGCGGAUACGAGCGAAACACCCGCACUUGCAACAGAUCGCGGUUUGGCACGCAUUGCUGGGCUAUUGGGGUGGUUUAUCCGCCAAUGGCCCUUUGGCAAAGAAAUACAAAACGGCGGAGGUUACCCGACAAUCGUCGGGACGACCAGAUGUGCCACUGGACGGCACCAUCACAAUUGUUGGGAAGGAUGAUGUUGCUCGCUUCUACAACGACUUUUAUGCAUUUUUGGACACGUGUGGCAUCGAUGGUGUAAAGACUGACGUGCAGUUUAUGGUCGAUAUGCUGCAAUCAGCCAAAGAACGGAGAGAGCUCAUAAACGAGUAUCUCGAUGCGUGGGUUAUCGCCGGGCUGCGACACUUCAGUCUUCGAGCGAUCUCAUGCAUGUCACAGGUUCCACAGAUCAUGUUCCACGAGCAGAUGCCACAGAACCGGCCAGCAAUCGUGCUCCGGAACUCGGACGACUUUUAUCCGCAUGUGCCUGCUGCACACCCGUGGCAUUUAUGGGCAAACGCUCAUAAUGCAUUGCUGACACAGUAUCUCAACGCGGUUCCCGACUGGGACAUGUUCCAGACUGAUCACGAGUACGGGGGCUUUCAUGCAGCAGCACGGUGCAUCAGCGGUGGCCCGAUCUAUAUCACAGACGUCCCGGGACGAUAUAAUAUUGACCUCAUCAACCAGAUCAGCGGCAUAACGACCAUGGGCAAGACUGUAACUUUCAGACCGAGUGUUGUUGGCAAGAGUAUCGACCACUACAGCGACUAUCAUGACCAUGUUAUCCUGAAGGUCGGCAGCUACAAUGGCGCAGCAAAGACCGGGACUCCUCUGCUCGGCAUCUUCAAUGUGUCAGGCCAAACACUCACAGAGAUCAUCCCACUUUCAAGGUUCCCGGGUACCGUCGAUAAUCUGAAGUAUAUUGUUCGCUCUCACGCGAGUGGCGACAUCUCCCCAGUGGCCAAAGUCGACUCGCCCGAAGCUGACUUGGUCAUCAGCCUUGAGGUCAAAGGUUACGAUAUCCUCACAGCGUUCCCUGUGAAGAGCUUAGAAGUGUCACUGAGUCAGUCCGUACAAGUGGCGAACCUUGGACUGAUUGACAAGAUGACUGGAGCUGCUGCUCUCAUGAUGAACGAGAUCAAGCUCGUCUCGAAUCAGCGAGCGAUGAUCGACACGCGAUUGAUGGCACUUGGAAAACUCGGCAUUUACAUCUCAAUAUUGCCAGAAUUGUCGCUUGAGGACGACUUCAUGAUCACAAUUCUUGGGCAGCCGAUACCUCAGCACUCUGUGGCUGUCCAAGGACUCGUGCUGCGUGUUGACUUGGAAACAGCGUGGAAAGAGAUGCAGUUGAGCCCUGGCUGGAGUAACGAGGUCGGCGUUCAGGUGUACUUCAACGUUGCUCCGUGA